Molecule: messenger RNA, 1212 nt
Organism: Phodopus roborovskii (desert hamster)
Lineage: Eukaryota; Metazoa; Chordata; Mammalia; Rodentia; Cricetidae
Product: serine hydrolase-like protein
Exons: 12
Coding region: 61-987 (308 amino acids)
Source: RefSeq, a predicted model, not a curated record
CAGCCUCAAGUCCUUCCUGCGACCAUCUGGACGUGGAGUGACAGCCACAGGGACACAGCAAUGGGUCUGUUCUCAGAGUUGAGGCUGGCUGUGCCUUGGGGCCACAUUGCUGUCAAAGUCUGGGGCUCCCAGAAGAACCCUCCAGUCCUCUGCCUGCAUGGCUGGCUGGACAAUGCCAACUCCUUUGACAGACUCAUUCCUCUUCUUCCACAAGACUUUCAUUAUGUGGCCAUGGAUUUCGGAGGUCACGGGCUCUCCUCCCAUUACAGCCCAGGGCUCCCGUAUUACCACCUACAUUUUGUGAGUGAGGUCCGAAGGGUAGCAGCAGCAUUUAAAUGGAAUCGGUUUUCCUUCAUGGGCCACAGUUUUGGUGGCACUGUGGCCGGCAUGUUUGCCUGCAUCUUCCCCGAGAUGGUGGACAAACUGAUCUUGCUGGAAUCAACGCCACUUGUCCUGGACUGUAAUGAACCAGAGAAUAUCCUGACCUACAAACAGAGGAACAUAGAACACAUGUUGCAAGUGGAAGCUUCCCAGAAUUCCUUGAGGGUGUCCAACAUGGAAGACUUGUUACAGAGGCUCCUGAAUAAAAAUAGCCACUUGAAUAAAGAGUGUGGGGAACUCCUGCUACAGAGAGGAACCAGGAAGAUGGGCACAGGUGUGGUGCUGAACAGGGACCGGAGGCUGGCUAUGCCAGAACACAGCUUGGACUUCGUGAACAAGGAGAUGCUUGUGCACUUUAUCAGACACCUGCGGGCCAAUGUGCUGAUGAUCAUCGCAACACAGGGGUACUAUGAUCUGAGAGAAGCCAACGAUGAGAUGAAGCCCCUGCUCAUCAUGGUGGACACACUAAGAACCAUCCUAAAAGAGCGGUUCCAGUAUGUGGAAGUCCCAGGCAAUCACUACAUCCACAUGAACGAUCACCACCUUGUGGCUGGACUUGUCAGCUCCUUCCUCCAGAGCCAACCCAGGACAGCUUUGAUGCUGUAGCUCUGUCUUUGGAGCUUGGUCACACUUUCUCUCCAGCCCCCUCAGCCCACACAAAGGUGGGUGGGUCUCACUGGGCUUGAAGACCAAGAGAGGCAGCAGAGAAUCCUGUGUCAGAGCUUGGGGCAGGGGUAAAUGUUUCUGAUCUUUAAUAUCUGACUUCAAGAAGGGGACAGGUGAGCUGGUGACAAUCACGGCCAGGACUGGGGAGGGGUCCCUGGAGCUGGU